AUGAAAGAUGGUGAGGCUUUGUUUCCUGCUAAUGGUAAAUUAUAUAAAUACGAUGUGACUAACACCAGCGCUGCGGAACCUGUAGAUCUGGAAAAUGUAGCUAUAACAGAUGGUUGGGAAGAACCACGUCUACUGAUUGCUGUAAAUGAUCAGUUCCCGGGACCAGCAAUUGAGGUCUAUCAAGGACAAACGGUGGUCGUACAUGUCACCAACUCACUUCCCAGUGAUUCUAUGACAAUACAUUGGCAUGGCUUGCCACAGGUUGGAACUCCGUGGAUGGAUGGUGUAUCAUUUCUGACACAGUGUCCCUUUCUUCCGGGGCAAACAUUCACCUAUCGCUUUAAAGCCUCGCAUAAAGGAACGUAUUGGUAUCAUUCACAUAUUGGUAUGAUGCGUUCUAUGGGCAAUUAUGGGCCCUUGAUAAUAAGAGAGAAGAAACCGUUGCGAAUGAAGGAGUUCAUAAUGUUACUCACAGAAUGGAACCAUGAUUGGGAUUCCAAUCUUGCCCAACUGAAAGAGGAGGAUGGUAUGUUCAUCAAUCGAACGGAAAUUAAAGAAACACAUUCUCUAGACGGUGCUAAAUUUAGUUUGUUUAAUUUUCAUUCAGUUCUAGUUAAUGGUAAAGGUCGAUAUUUCUCUGAGACGGGUGACAAUGGGGCGCCUUUAGAGAAUUUUUCUGUAGACAAGAGGAAUGACUAUGUAUUUCGCAUUAUAGCAGCAGGUGUCCAGGUACCAUUUAGAUUCUCCAUAGACAAUCAUGAUAUAACUGUAAUAGCCUCAGAUGGUUAUGAUCUUGAUCCUUACACAGCAGAAUCGUUGAUCAUUCACCCAGGGGAAAGAUAUGAUGUCCAGAUAAGUGCCUCUGCUGAUAUUUCUAAUUACUGGAUACGCAUUGUGUCUGUGGAAGCAGAUGUAGAACGAUUUGGAUUAGCUAUUUUGAAGUAUAAAGGUGCUACUGGCGUUGAGCCAACGACAUCAAAGAGACUCUGUACUGCACAAAACAAGUGCAGGGUUGUAAACUGCCCUUUCUUACAUUACCCCCAGUCUCAAAACAUUGAAUGUGUUACUUUCGACCAGUUGAAGAAUAAGGUUGAAGAUAAAGCCCCAAACGGUCCUCUGGAAGAAGAUCAAGAAUUCUUUCUGAAUUUCGCUUUCCCUGGAUUAGCGUGGAUUCCAGGUUCGGUUAAUGGAAGAACAUUCAGGAAACCUGUUGUUUCUGCUCUAACUCAACCUCAAGAGAUUGAAAUUGAAUGUAAAGAUGAUUGUGGAGAAGAGAAAGUAUGUCAGUGCCCUUACUCUAUAGAUUUGCAUCAUGGAAAAACAUAUCAGAUGGUUUUUCUAAACAUGGGAAUUGGAAAAGGUUUCUCGCAUCCAAUACACAUGCAUGGACAUUCCUUUUAUGUUCUAAAAAUGGGAUAUGGUAGCUAUAAUGCUACUACUGGAAAGAUAAUAGGCGAUAACUUAGAUAUUGAUUGUCGAGGUCAUUUAGACAGAGAAAAGAGUUUCUGUAAUGAUGCCACAUGGACAAACCCAAGUUGGUUGGGAGGUAAUGUUCCAGGACUUGAACUCAAGAAUCCACCAAGAAAAGAUACGAUAAUUGUUCCUACUGGAGGUUAUGUUGUGGUAAGAAUCAAGGCUGAUAAUCCUGGUGUUUGGUUCAUGCAUUGUCAUAUUGAGCUACAUACAAUGGAUGGUAUGGCUGUUAUGCUAAACGAGUCGUUUGACAUGCAUCCACCUCCACCUGAAGGAUUUCCAACAUGUGGCAACUUUGACUAUUCUCGGCCAGCUCCCAUGAGAAUGCCAUCAUCAUCUACACCCAAACCACACGACGAAGAAAAGAACGAAGGUCCUGGAUACAGCAAAUAUGACAGAUAUGGGGGAGAAUUAGGUAACUUUUUUAAAAACUAA
Messenger RNA from Lottia gigantea (owl limpet), 1908 nucleotides. RefSeq lists its product as hypothetical. Gene Ontology annotation, cellular component: plasma membrane. Bases 1 to 1908 code for a protein of 635 amino acids. Gene Ontology annotation, molecular function: oxidoreductase activity; copper ion binding. Gene Ontology annotation, biological process: iron ion transport. The record is from RefSeq and is a predicted model, not a curated record. Lineage: Eukaryota; Metazoa; Mollusca; Gastropoda; Lottiidae. The transcript has a single exon.